UAAGCAGAAAUGACUACUUAAGUCUGUUAUUUUAUGUUUAAUAAAAUUUAAUUUAACUCCAUUGUUUCGUAUUCUCAUCGUUUUUCUUAUUUUCUGGCCUUAUUUGUAAGUACCUGAAUACAGAUUGACGCAACCCUCGACAGUUGUGGAAAAUGGUUCUUGGGACAGGGUGUCCGUGUAGAUGCCUGUUUAAAACUCUGUCGUUACGUCAGCAAUCGUUCCUAAACAGACAGUCGGGUUUUUUUUUAAAGACCUAGUUGCAGUUUUUCCGAGCGCAUCCGCCUCUUAAAAUACUCCAGCGGAACCUCGCAUGGAGCCUAACAGAAAUGCUCCCGGCUGCAGUGUGAGCUGAUCGGCCUGGCUCAUUUUAGACACGGCUGCAGCCAUGCAGGAAGUGGAUCAUGUCCAUCAGAGCAGCGCCGAAAGUCUGGCUGCAGAGGACAAAGUCCAGAUGAAAGAGCUCGGCGUCCAUCAGGAUGUUGGUAGAAACCAAACAGCUGAUGAUCCGCAGCUGUUGGUGAUUAAAGAAGAGGGUCCCUUUGAGUGGAGCUCCAGUGAGGACGAGCAGGACCCAGAGCUGUUCCACAUAAAGGAGGAAAAUGAGGAAUCCUGGACCAAUCAGGAGGGACAGCAGCUUUAUGGAGAGGAGGAUCUUGCCAGUUUCCCGUUAAAUGUUAUUGUGAAGAGUGAAGAGGAAGAGGAAUAUCAGUCUUCACAGCUGUAUCUCAGGAAAACUGAACAUAACAGAGAAUCAAAACCUCUGUGUUCCGUUCACUUUAUAAAAACAGAACCCGAUGAGGGGCCAGAAUCGACGAUAAAGCCGGGACUAAGCAACUACUUUAAGAUAAAAACUGCUGGAAAAGCUUCAGACUCUUCAGAGACUGAAGUCAGUGAUGAGGACAAUCACUGGCAGGAACCGCUACCAGAUUUUGGAGCAGAAAUUAAGCACAAAGAGAGCAGAACACCCGAUUCGGGCGACACAGCCAAGGCCCUUUACAGCUGCUUCGAGUGUGAUAAACAAUAUUUCUACAAACAGUCCCUCCAUAGACACAUGAAGUGUCAUUCCUCCAGCUCGGGUAGCACAAACCACUGCAGUGGGCAGGAAAACGCAGAUUCAGAUCCAACAGUCAGGAAGAAAGAGAGAGUGUUCAUUUGUGACGUCUGUGGGCAUGAAUUUAACCAGAGGACUAAUCUUACUACGCACAAGAGAGUCCACACAGGAGAGAAACCAUUCAGGUGUGAUGUUUGUGGCAAAAGAUUUAACCAGCGAGGGAAUCUGCGCAACCACAAGCGAAUCCACACCGGAGAGAGGCCGUUCAUAUGCGACUUCUGUGGCGAGAGGUUCAGGAAUCAGGGGAUCCUGCAGGCGCACAUGAGGGUUCACACCGGAGAGAAACCUUUCGUUUGCGGUGUCUGUGGCAGAAAAUUUUCUCGCAAGACGCAUUUCGAGACUCAUAUGAGAGUCCACACAGGAGAGAGGCCGUUCAGCUGUGAAAUCUGUGGCAAAGAUUUUCGUCACAAGAUGCAUUACCAGGAGCACAUCCGGGUCCACACUGGAGAGCUGCCGUUUCCCUGUGAGGUUUGUGGGAAGAAAUUUCGACUUCAGUGCAAUUUAAAGAGACACCUGCGAGUCCACACAGGAGAAAAGCCCUUCAGCUGUGACGAGUGCGGGAAGACGUUCAGUUGCAAGUCACAUCUUAAGCGACACACCAAGGUCCACACGGGAGUGCGGCCCUUCUCCUGCGAGAUUUGCGGGGACACGUUUGCCGAGCCGGGAGCCGUGAAGAGCCACAUCCUGGUCCACACGGGAGAGAAGCCGUUCGAGUGCGACGUUUGCGGGAAAACGUUUAGGCAAAAGAGCACACUCACAAGACACAAAGUUGUUCACACGGGAGAGAAACCGCACUCCUGUACUCUGUGUGGCGCCAGGUUCACACAGCAGUGUAAUUUAAAGACACACAUGAGGCUCCACACAAGAUAAAGCUGAUUCUUUUCUUAAGGAAUGUGUUUAUACUGUAUGAGGUACAGUAUAAACUGUAUACUGUACCUCAUACAGUAUGAGGUACAGUCCUGACCAGAGCUGUAUGUUUACAUUGCUAAUAAUAAUAAAUAUUACAAUGUCUUGAUUAAUUUCAGUGUUUCCAGUCAUCUGGAAACUCUCCUGCCCUACGUCGUCCGCCAAAUCUAACAGCUGCUCACUAAAUUCACUGAUCCAUUCAACCCAAUUAGCAUUUUCCUACAUCCUCCUUUAGUCUUGGUACAAGUUGAGACCAAAGGGAAGAAAUCAAUAAUGUACAAAGUAGGAAUUACAAAGUUAGCAAGGAAAACCUCUGAACAGGAGCAACAUUUGCAUUGAAAUAAGUGACAAAUUGUGUAUUCAAGACUUCAUAAUCUGGUUAAUUUAACAUAUUAGCAGAACUUGCCUUGGAGGAAUGCUUAUUGUGAAAAACAUUUAUGUAGAAAUAAAAAUCAGCUGACUUAAUACUGUAAAGAACCUGACUUAAUUACUGAUUUGUUUCCUGCUCUGCGGUGAAGAACAUAAAAUGCUGAUAUUAGUCUUCAGCUAGCAGCUUUUAAAUAAAACAAAAUGUAAUUACGUUAAAAUACCCCUGGGCAGGGUUUUGCUUAACAGGGAAGUUACAUUUCAACGAAAACUCCUCAAGAGAAAUGUCUGUAAAUUAAAUUGUUGCCGUCUUCCCUUCUGACAAACAUAAAAAUCUUCUGCAGCAAAAACUAUUUACCUGCAAUAAAAAAAAAAGGUUGUUGAUUCCAACAUUAUGUACUUUUGUUUGAAAGUGUUACAAAAUGUAAUAAUGGUUUAUUCACAGUUUCUAUAAAUGGCAGUAAACGGAUGCAUCUCACUGUAUUACUGAU
This is a messenger RNA of Xiphophorus hellerii (green swordtail), 2874 nucleotides long. Its product is annotated as gastrula zinc finger protein XlCGF57.1-like. The transcript has 2 exons. Bases 386 to 1981 code for a protein of 531 amino acids. Gene Ontology annotation, molecular function: DNA-binding transcription factor activity, RNA polymerase II-specific; RNA polymerase II cis-regulatory region sequence-specific DNA binding. Gene Ontology annotation, biological process: regulation of transcription by RNA polymerase II. Lineage: Eukaryota; Metazoa; Chordata; Actinopteri; Cyprinodontiformes; Poeciliidae. The record is from RefSeq and is a predicted model, not a curated record.